Molecule: messenger RNA, 758 nt
Organism: Sapajus apella (tufted capuchin)
Lineage: Eukaryota; Metazoa; Chordata; Mammalia; Primates; Cebidae
Gene: CUNH20orf173
Product: chromosome unknown C20orf173 homolog
Exons: 4
Coding region: 24-758 (244 amino acids)
Molecular function (GO): beta-galactoside (CMP) alpha-2,3-sialyltransferase activity
Source: RefSeq, a predicted model, not a curated record
GGACAGAGGGAAGCUGGUGUUGUAUGUGGCCCCAGCCCCUCAUCCUUCCAGGUAGAGAAGCCAGUCUGCGGCCCGCCACGGAACCACUGCCUGGGACAGACAUGAAGCGCUGGCAGAUUUUUGUCCUGUGGAUCUUUUGGGUGCUCAUCCUCUGGCUGAUGGCCCCCUAUCUGGAUCUGACACCUGAAUCAGCACCCCAGGGGAAACGAAUGUACUUGGUUCCACGGCGUUACAACUGCCCCCGGUUCGGUUUCGGGACAUUUCGCUGCCCUUCUGAGACCCUCAACUGCUCCUCCUGCCCCCACCCAGCCGCAGAAUGGAACUGGCUUGAUGUGUGCUCCAGGAAGACCAUGGGGUACCUGAUGAGGACCAGGGAGUCUAUGACCUCUGACACUGUGCUCUGGUGGUUGGGCAUGAACUCGGGGAGCAAGCUUGGGAAAUUAUGGAAGAAGCUGCUUAAAGUGAUUCCCAGGCUCUCGGUGAACGAUUUUGAUUUUUACUGUGGGACUUGUGUGCUGUUGGGGCACCCACAGAUCCUGCAGGGCUCCAGCCUUGGCAAUGACAUCAACCAAUACCCCGUGGUUUUCAGGAAUGCCAGUGACCAGGGUUCCUGGAUGCAGCUGAAGAUGUUGCUGCGGAAGCUCUCUGAGCUGGUGUGGACUUCAGGUGCUCUGAGUGAUGAGGUGAUGGAAGAGGGGUCCCCAAACAUUCCCUGUGUGGGGGGGCAACCAGGGAAACUGGCUGCAUUCCCAGGGUGA